Cavenderia fasciculata is the source of this 2073-nucleotide messenger RNA. RefSeq lists its product as uncharacterized. The record is from RefSeq and is a predicted model, not a curated record. NCBI's taxonomy places the organism in Eukaryota, Evosea, Eumycetozoa, Acytosteliales, Cavenderiaceae. The transcript has 4 exons. The coding region runs from base 1 to 2073 and encodes 690 amino acids.
AUGGUACUUCUUGAAGAAGACAAUAAUAAUGGUUCUUCAACCGACGCUGAUAUUAUUAUAAUGAAUAAUGAAGUGGGUGAUUCAAUUUCAACAACACCAACGACUCUAGAAGUAGAAACAAACACAUCAAUUAAUAUCGAACCAACUAAUCAUUCCACCACCAACACCGACCAAAAUCAAACAAUCGAAAUCAAACAUAAACCAAAUAUUACUAUACAAAUUCCAACUACACAACAACCAUCACAAUUACAAUACGGAUAUUCCAACCAUUCACUUGUAUCGGCAACAACACCAACCUAUGCAUCCAAUCAAGCUCCAACCAACUUUGAGUUGAAGCGUAUGCCAUGGAAUGAAUACUUUUUCCACACUGAACUCCAACACCUUCCAACUAGAUGCUAUAAAUGGAUUGAAUCACCACUCUCGUCCAUCAUCAUUGCCUAUAUUAUCAUGUCGUUGGUUGUGCUCUGUCCACUCUACCCGGUCAAGGAAAACCUCUCGGUCAACAAUCUCACAUAUCUCUUGGUAUACCUCCCAGUUGUAGGUGUCUUUUGCUUUGCCGUCUUCUUUCCAUUGGCAUAUACCUUUUUGAAUCUUCCCAGAAUCCCAUACAACAUCAAAACCACUCUAUUCCUAUUUUUGGGUAUUUGGAAUCUCAUUCUCAUUGGCUCUCAUUUCUUGACCAUGCUCGGACACGCCUUCCCCAUUCCAUUCCAAUGGAUUAUUAUUGCCUUUGGAGGAGGUGUCCCAAUCAUCUACUUGCUAGUCUGGAAUUCCCUACCAGGCUACAUUAGAUCAUUUGUUCCAAAUGCCAACAACAACCAUUCAUCAUUCAACUCGGCGGACGCUGAAAAGGAAAAAGAAAAGGAAAUUGAAUUGGAAAGAUUAGAAAAUAGUCAACAACAACCAGCUCAACAACAACCACCAGAAUAUGAAUCAAAUUUAAUGACGCUUAGAUCAUCGGUCGAUAAUAACAGUGGUUCACCCAAUCCACCAACACUCUCUGAACCUCUUCCAACUCCCAUUACCAAUCAUCAUUUAACUAGUUCCAACAAUAAUAAUAACUAUUUCACUACACCAAGUGGAUUAAACAAUUUAUUGAUGAAAUCAGUUGACAAUCCAACCAAUCAUCUUCAAGAAAUAGCCAUUGAUGAAAACCAUAGUAGAAAUAUUUCUGAAUCGAGCACUCAAUCAUCGGUCUCUAACCGUUCGGCCGAAGCAUUAUCAGACACCAUUUCUUUCAACUCUUCGGUUGCCAAUUCACAAGUAUUGGACAAAUCAUCCAUUGUCACCGAUCAAUUCCUACAAGCUGUACUCAUCGUUGCUUUCCAAUUGAUGAUCCUCGUUUAUAAAAUCAUCUUUAGAUUAUCAUUCCAUCGUAUGAGAUAUUAUUUACCUCAUAUUCCUCUUAGAGUAUUCCAAGAUGGUAGAGUAUUAUUUUUAUUUUGGUUGGAACUUUCAACCCAUUGUUUCUUUUCAAUGGUAUUCCCACAUAUUGGUAGUUGGUAUAUGAUUCUUAUCUACUUGGUGAUGGAAUCUGUCACAUUGACUCUUCAAGUACUAGUAGAUACUGUAAAAUUCCGUACUUUUGCCAUUAAAACCUAUGAGAGUCUCUAUGAAUACUUUAAUGACACCAAGUAUACUGGUACGCUUCUACACCGACUAUUGGGUCAAAAUGGAGAAUUGGAUAGAUCAGUCUCUCUCGAACUCUUCUUUUUCAAUUGUACUGCCCGUUCGUUGUCGGCACUUGCUUAUAUCAUCUUUUCGCUCGUCAUCUACUAUGGUCCCAACAGCCAGUUCUACCCAACAUUAAACUCUGACUUUUUCUCCUUUUUCAUGACACUUGUCUACGCCUUUGCCUCGUUUGUCACCAGUUCCACGCAUAUGGUCAUCUGUCGUCCCAUCCUCAGAAAGGUCUACAAGAUCGACAUGGUCAAAGUCGGACUACAACUGUGGCGAAGAAAACCCGAUGUCUCCUUUUUCUUUAUCACAAAUUGUUUCAUUCUUCCAUUGGUUGUAUUAUUAGAACAAAAUAACGCUGUAUCCUAUCUCUUCACACAAUACCCACAAUUAUAA